CAGACUCCCAUGAUUUUUUAUUCCUCUCCACACCAUGAAGGGAAAUCAACUGCCCAAUCCAGUCUUGAUUCUCCUUUUCCUGCUCCUUCCCAGAGAUGCUUCAGCUACUUCAAAACCGCAGUACCUGGUGCUGGUCCCAUCACAGCUAUACUCUGGGGUUCCUGAGAAGGCCUGUAUCUUGCUUAAUCACCUGAAUGAGACCGUGACACUGAGUGUAACUCUGGAGUAUGGAAGGCAGAGCAGGAACCUCCUCACAGACCUGGUGACAGAGAAGAACUCCUUCUACUGCAGCCCUUUCAUUAUUCCAGAGUUGCCAUCUUCUUCAGCGUUCAUUACUGUGCAGGUGAAAGGACCGACACUGCAGUUCAUAAAUAGAAAAUCAGUGCAGAUAACACAAGCAGAGAGCCUCGUCUUUGUCCAGACAGACAAACCCACCUACAAACCAGGACAAACAGUGAGAUUCCGCAUCGUCUCUGUGGAUGUCAGUUUUCACCCUUUGAAUGAAAUGUUCCCAGUGGUUUACAUUGAGAAUCCCAAGAGGAACCGAAUUUUCCAAUGGCAAAGUCUCAAAUUGCAAGGGGGACUUAGCCAGCUCUCUUUGCCACUCUCGGCGGAGCCUGCUCUGGGUCCCUACAAGGUCGUGCUGCAGAAGGAGUCAGGGAGAAAAAUAGAACACUCCUUUGAGGUGAUUGAAUAUGUUUUGCCCAAAUUUGAAGUCCAAGUGAAAAUGCCCAAGACAAUUGGUUUUCUAGACAAAGAAUUUGUGGUAUCCGUCUGUGGCUUAUACACAUAUGGAAAGCCUGUCUCUGGUCUGGUGACAAUUAAUAUAUGCCGAAAAUAUUCACGAUACUAUUCCACCUGCCAUGGAAAACAUUCACAAAGUAUCUGUGAAGAAUUCAGUCAACAGGCAGACAAUGAAGGCUGUUUCACACAAUUCGUAAAGACUAAAAUAUUUCAACUGAGACAAAAACUAUAUGACAUGACAAUACAAGUGGAAGCAAAGGUCAGAGAGGAGGGAACAGGAUUGGAAUUAACCGGGCAUGGAUCAUGUGAAAUCACAAAUACCUUAAGCAAACUGAAAUUUAUAAAAGUGGAUUCACACUACAGAUGUGGGCUCCCUUUCUUUGGGCAGAUUCUUCUAGUGGAUGAGAAGGAUCAGCCAAUCCCCAAUGAAACUAUAGUUGUUGCUGUGGAUUUAAAUAGAUACCGUUCCAGCUAUACGACUAAUGAGCAUGGUUUGGUGGACAUUUCCAUUGAUACCACCAACUUCACAUCUUCUUUCAUUACAGUUACAGUCACUUACAAAGAGAAUAACCAAUGUUUUGAUCACUGGUGGCUUUCAGAAUUUCAUACACAAGCACAGCACACUGCAAAGCGUAUUUUCUCCCCAAGCAAGAGUUAUGUUCACCUUGAACCUGUUGCUGGCACUAUGACUUGUGGGCAAACCCAGGAGAUACGGGCACACUACAUUCUGAAUGGGCAGAUGCUGCAGGAUGAAAAAGACUUAACCUUCUAUUAUUUGAUCCAAGCAAGAGGAAGCAUCUCUCAAUCAGGAAUCCACGUGUUGUCCAUUAAACAAGGAGAUAUGAAAGGGGUAUUUUCCUUCUCCUUUCAAGUGAAAUCAGACAAUGCUCCUAGUGCUCAGUUGCUUGUUUAUACUAUUUUACCUAAUGGAGAAAUUGUUGCAGAUACUGGGAAACUUGAGAUUGAAAACUGUUUUGCCAAUAAGGUAAACUUGAGCUUCUCCUCAGCCCGGAACCUGCCAGCCUCGAACACCACACUGAAGGUCACAGCCACUCCUCACUCCCUGUGUGCCCUCCGUGCAGUAGACCAGAGUGUACUGCUCAUGAAGCCUGAAGCCGAGCUGUCACCUCAAUCAGUCUAUAAUUUGCUGCCAGAGAAGAAUCUCUUUAGUGUUAGCUACAGAGGUCCUGCGAAUGAAGAUGGUCAAAAAUGCAUCCAUGCAGAAGACAUAACUCACAACGGAAUCAUUUACACACCAAAGCAGAUCCUGGACGAUGAUGAUGUUUACAAUAUCUUUGAGUCUGUAGGAUUAAAUAUUUUUACCAACUCAAAAAUCCACAAGCCACGUUUUUGUCAGCUGCCUCAUGGAUAUCCAGCAAUGCCUAUGCCCUACCUAGGAGCAGUUCCACAAGGCUUAGCUCUAGCAAGUGGUGCUGCAGGAGCAGUUUAUCCAACGAUGAUGAGAGAAGAGUUUCCAGCCAUGGAAGUGAAAGGGACUGUUCGGAAGUAUUUCCCUGAGACCUGGAUCUGGGACUUGGUGCCACUCGAUUCAUCAGGUGGAAGUGGGUUGGCAAAGCAGGUUCCUGACACCAUCACAGAGUGGAAGGCCAACGCACUCUGCUUGUCCAAAACUACGGGGCUUGGCCUCUCCCCCAUCAUCUCUCUUCAAGUCUUCCAGCCGUUCUUCCUGGAACUCACUCUCCCCUACUCUGUGGUGCGAGGAGAAGACUUUAUACUCAAAGCCACUGUGUUCAACUAUUUGUUCCACUGCAUUCGGGUCAGUGUGCAGCUGGAUAUCUCUCCUGCCUUCUCGGCUGUCCCAGUAGAGAAGAAUGAAGACUCUCACUGUGUCUGUGGAAAUGGGCAGAAAACUGUGUCCUGGGCUGUGACCCCAAAGUCACCGGGAAAGGUGAAUUUCACAGCUACCGCAGAAGCCCUGCGAUCUCAGGAAUUGUGUGGCAAUGAGGUGCCUGAAGUCCCAGCAUUUGGACAGAAGGACACCGUGGUCAAGCCCUUACUAGUUGAGCUUGAAGGAAUAGAAAAGGAGGAAACUUUCAACACACUCCUCUGUGCAUCAGAAACUGGAGUACCUGAAAAGUUGUCACUAAAAGUUCCUUCAGAUGUGGUUAAAGGAUCUGCCAGGGCAACAUAUUCGGUUUUGGGUGAUAUACUAGGCUCUGCCAUGCAAAAUCUUCAGAAUCUUCUCCAGAUGCCCUAUGGGUGUGGAGAGCAGAAUAUGGUCCUUUUUGUCCCUAAUAUUUAUGUUCUGAACUAUCUGAGUGAGACACAACAGCUGACCGAGAAGAUCAAGUCCAAAGCCAUCAGCCACCUUAUCAGUGGGUACCAAAGACAGUUGAAUUAUAAGCACAGUGAUGGCUCAUACAGCACUUUUGGAGACCAUGAUGGCAGAAGUCAGGGAAACACUUGGCUCACUGCAUUUGUGCUCAAGUCCUUUGCUCAAGCCCGGUCAUACAUCUAUGUGGAAGACUCACACAUCACAAAUUCCCUCACCUGGCUCUCACAGAAGCAAAAGGAAAAUGGUUGUUUCCAAAGCUCUGGAUUACUGCUUAACAACGCUAUCAAGGGUGGGGUAGAUGAUGAGGUGACGCUCUCGGCCUACAUCACCAUUGCUCUGCUGGAGAUGCCACUGCCUGUCACUCAUCAAGUUGUCCGCAAUGCUCUAUUCUGCCUGGAAAAUGCCUGGAGAUCCACCUCAGAGGCCCAAGGAAGUCUUGUCUAUACCAAGGCAUUAUUGGCUUAUGCCUUUGCCCUAGCAGGAAACCAGGCCAAGAGAAGUGAGCUGCUUGAAUCACUAGACAAAGAGGCUGUAAAAGAAGAGGACUCAAUCCACUGGCAACGUCCUGGGAAAUUUCAAGAAGCUAAGGAACUCUAUUAUCAACCCCGGGCUCCUUCUGCUGAAGUGGAGAUGACAUCUUACUUGCUCCUUGCCUAUCUUACUGCCCAGCCUGCCCCAUCUUCAGAAGACCUGUCUGUGGCCUCACAUAUUGUGAAAUGGAUCACCAAGCAACAAAAUCCCAAUGGGGGCUUCUCUUCCACUCAGGAUACAGUGGUAGCUCUCCAAGCCCUCUCCAAAUAUGGAGCAGCAACUUUCACUAAAAGGGAGAAAGAAGCUAUAGUCACUGUCAAGUCUUCAAGGACUUUCUCUGAAGAAUUCCAAGUAGAUGAUACCAAUCGCCUAUUGCUGCAGGAGGUCGAGUUGCCAGAGAUUCCAGGAGAGUACAGUACAACAGUGUCAGGGUCAGGAUGUGUAUACCUCCAGACAUCCCUGAGAUAUAACAUCCUGCCCAAGAAAGAAGGAAAAGUUCCCUUCACCUUGAAGGUUGAUCCUCUCGCUAAGAAUUGUGAUGGCAUAGAUGUUCACAGGAAAUUCCAGAUUCAUAUCAACAUUAGUUAUACUGGGGAACGAGCCAGCUCCAACAUGGUCAUUGUUGAUGUGAAGAUGGUAUCAGGCUUCAUUCCUGUGAAAACAUCAGUGAAAAAGCUCCAAGAAAGGCCUCAGAUUCAAAGGACUGAAGUGAGCACCAACCAUGUCCUGAUUUACUUUGAAGAGCUAACCAAUCAAACCCUGAGUUUCACCUUCUCAGUGGAACAACGCAUCCAAAUAAAGAAUUUAAAGCCAGCUACUGUAAAAGCCUAUGAUUAUUAUGAGACAGAGGAAUUCACCAUUGAAGAGUACAGUGAUCCCUGCCUUGCUGGAAUGCUUGAACAUGGGAACUUAUGGACCUCAUCAGAUGAACUCCUCUGGAAAUGAAGAACAAAAACUUAUCAAGAGAGAAGACAGUGGGAGAAAGAAGGGACAGGAACUGAAAAUACAUAAAAUUUUUA
Messenger RNA from Equus quagga, 4590 nucleotides. Its product is annotated as pregnancy zone protein-like. NCBI's taxonomy places the organism in Eukaryota, Metazoa, Chordata, Mammalia, Perissodactyla, Equidae. Gene Ontology annotation, molecular function: endopeptidase inhibitor activity. Gene Ontology annotation, cellular component: extracellular region. The record is from RefSeq and is a predicted model, not a curated record. The coding region runs from base 35 to 4516 and encodes 1493 amino acids. The transcript has 36 exons.